AUGAUUUCUUCUCGCAUUUCUCGCGCGCUCCCGCGCUCUGCUUUCACUCGCGUUCCUUCCUCCAGAGUCCCCGGCGCUGCUUUCCGCCGAUGGAACUCUACUGAGGGUGGUGAGGAGAAGGUUAAGGGCCAGGUCAUCGGUAUUGAUCUCGGUACCACCAACUCCGCUGUUGCCAUCAUGGAGGGCAAGACCCCUAAGAUUAUUGAGAACGCCGAGGGUGCCCGUACUACCCCAUCAGUCGUUGGUUUCGCCCAGGAUGGCGAGCGUCUCGUCGGUGUUGCCGCUAAGCGUCAGGCCGUCGUCAACCCCGAGAACACUCUCUUCGCUACCAAGCGUCUCAUUGGUCGCAAGUUCACCGAUAUUGAGGUUCAGCGUGAUAUUAAGGAGGUUCCCUACAAGAUUGUUCAGCACACCAACGGCGACGCCUGGGUUGAGGCCCGUGGCGAGAAGUACUCUCCUUCCCAGAUUGGUGGUUUCGUCCUCAACAAGAUGAAGGACACUGCUGAGGCCUACCUUGGCAAGCCCGUUAAGAACGCUGUCGUCACUGUUCCCGCUUACUUCAACGACUCCCAGCGUCAGGCCACCAAGAACGCUGGUCAGAUCGCCGGUCUUAACGUUCUCCGUGUUGUUAACGAGCCCACCGCUGCUGCCCUUGCCUACGGUCUUGAGAAGGAGGCUGACCGCACCGUCGCUGUCUACGAUCUGGGUGGUGGUACCUUCGAUAUCUCCAUUCUGGAGAUCCAGAACGGUGUCUUUGAGGUUAAGUCUACCAACGGUGACACCCACCUUGGUGGUGAGGAUUUCGAUAUCCACCUUGUCCGCAACAUCAUUGAGAACUUCAAGAAGGAGAGCGGCACUGACUUGAGCAACGACCGCAUGGCCGUCCAGCGUGUCCGUGAGGCUGCCGAGAAGGCCAAGAUUGAGCUGUCCUCUUCCCUCCAGACCGAGAUCUCCCUUCCCUUCAUCAGCGCUGGUGCCGCCGGUGCUCUGCACAUCAACCAGAAGAUGACCCGUGCCCAGCUCGAGGCCCUGGUUGGUCCCCUAAUCAACCGCACUGUUGACCCCGUCAAGAAGGCCCUCAAGGAUGCCGGUCUCCAGUCCAGCGAGAUCCAGGAUGUCAUCCUUGUUGGUGGUAUGACCCGUAUGCCCAAGGUCACCGAGUCCGUCAAGUCCAUGUUCGGCCGUGAGCCCUCCAAGGCUGUCAACCCCGAUGAGGCUGUUGCCAUUGGUGCCGCUGUUCAGGGUGCUGUCCUCUCCGGUGAGGUCACUGAUGUCCUCCUGCUCGAUGUUACUCCUCUGUCCCUGGGUAUCGAGACCCUGGGCGGUGUCUUCACCCGUCUGAUCAACCGUAACACCACCAUCCCCACCAAGAAGUCCCAGACCUUCUCCACCGCUGCUGACAUGCAGACCGCUGUCGAGAUCAAGGUCUUCCAGGGUGAGCGUGAGUUGGUGAAGGACAACAAGAUGCUCGGUAACUUCCAGCUUGUUGGCAUUCCUCCUGCCCACCGUGGUGUCCCCCAGAUUGAGGUCACCUUCGACAUUGACGCUGACUCCAUCGUCCACGUCCACGCCAAGGACAAGUCCACCAACAAGGACCAGUCUAUCACCAUUGCCUCCGGCUCUGGUCUCUCUGACUCUGAGAUCCAGUCCAUGGUUGAGGAUGCUGAGAAGUACGGUGAGCAGGACAAGGAGCGCAAGGCUGCCAUUGAGGCCGCUAACCGCGCCGACUCCGUCUUGAACGAUACCGAGAAGGCCCUCAAGGACUUCGAGGACCGCCUUGACAAGACCGAGGCCGAGACCAUCAAGGAGAAGAUUGCUGCUCUCCGUGAGUUCGUUGUCAAGAACCAGUCUGGUGAGGGUACUGCCACCGCCGAGGAGCUCAAGGAGAAGACCGAUGAGCUCCAGACUGCUUCCCUGUCCCUGUUUGACAAGAUGCACAAGGCCAACAACGAGCAGCAGCAGCAGCAGGGUGAGCAGCAGGGCGAGAACAAGCAGUAA
Messenger RNA from Penicillium malachiteum, 1998 nucleotides. Its product is annotated as Hsp70 family protein. Bases 1 to 1998 code for a protein of 665 amino acids. Gene Ontology annotation, molecular function: ATP binding; ATP-dependent protein folding chaperone; ATP hydrolysis activity. Gene Ontology annotation, cellular component: mitochondrion; cytoplasm. NCBI's taxonomy places the organism in Eukaryota, Fungi, Ascomycota, Eurotiomycetes, Eurotiales, Aspergillaceae. Gene Ontology annotation, biological process: protein refolding; cellular response to unfolded protein. The record is from RefSeq and is a predicted model, not a curated record. The transcript has 4 exons.